CCACGAAUUCCAUAAUCUUUUUUUUUUCAUUUGUGGUUUAUCUGUAAUAUAUCUUGAUGCACUUGCGUUUUCUGAACUACCGACGCGAACUGGAACAUUUUAAAAUGCAGGUGUGCGCAAAGACUUGAGGAGAAUUACGAUUCACCAGAUAAAAAGGCCACACAUUAAGAGCACCGGAAAAAUCUACUUUCGGUUUCAAUUCAGGCAGGCAUCUCUUCACUUCGUAUUGUGAGUCAUACAGCGCCGUGUAAUCUCUUGAAAAAUAAAGGCGUGAUGGAGAGACAGAAAAUAUGUCUACUGUUUCUAUUACUUUCCUAUGUGUCUGGAUUUAACAUUGGACUUAAAGGAGUUGCUGUUUCGACAGGGGCGAGCGAUUCCAUGCAUGGAUACUCUCUGGAUUUCGCUACCAAGGACAAUAAAGUCUGGCUCCUGGUGGGGUCACCAAAAGCAACUGACCCAGAUGUUGCACAAAAAACUGGGACAGUUUCGUACUGUGGAACCAGUUUAAACUGCCAACACAUUGCUGUCACUAGACUUGCCGGUAUAACCGGAAUCCCGGAGGAUAGGACUGAUAUGUGGCUGGGAGCCUCUGUAGAUGUUGGCAAUGCAGUAGCAUUUUGUGGACCCCGCUGGAGGAGAAACCUUUCUGAUGAUGUCACCACAAUGAAUGGGUUGUGUUAUGAAGUACCCUUUGGAUUUCUGGAUGGUGAUGGAUUCUUAAGUCCUGUCAUUGCUCCAGGUUUCUACAACUCGCCGUCCAAUGAACAGUUUACAAGUCCAGAUGCAGCCAGAUUUAACCAGACCAUCAAGUAUGGGUUGUCUUCGUCAGGAAUGGCUGUCAAAUACUUUGGGGGAGAUGCAAUGGUUGGUUCACCUGGUCUCAACGAGUUUGCUGGUGGAUACGCGUUUUUGAGAGGUUCAGGUUAUCAAGUAAAAGCUGAGGAUACCACUGAAGCUAAACAAGGACAGAUGUAUGGUUAUGCUCUUGCAAUUGGUAAGUUCUAUGGAGACUCCCAAACAUACUUUGUAUCUGGAGGCCCAAGAGACGGGGGUUCAGGAAAGGUACUAAUCACGGAUACAAGCUUUGUAUUGAAGGAGAGACUAAGUGGAGUGGAGCCUGGGAGUUACUUUGGCUCCGUUCUCUGCGUGGUACCGGCUUCAGCGUCCGGCUUUAACACUGACAUCCUCCUGGUAGGAGCCCCUUUCUUCAGUAACAUGCAGACCUACGCCAAUAACUACUACACCAACGAGGACCAGGGACGCGUGUACGUCUACCAAAAAAACGGAAACGAUGCGUCCUUACAGGUGAUACAGACAUUAGAAGGGUCCAAAUCAAAAGGAGCAAGGUUUGGGUUUGCCAUGGCCAACCUUAACGAUAUCAACAAAGAUGGCUACAAUGAUGUGGUCAUCGGGGCCCCCUUUGAGGAUAAUGACCAGGGAGCUGUGUACGUGUACAUGGGGUACAAGCGGGGGUUUUACCUGACCCAGAAAUUUUUUGCCUCACAAGUUGAUUUUACUCCCAAAGUUCCCAUUAAAACAUUUGGCAGUGCCUUUACCCAACAUCCUGCAGACUUCAAUGCAGAUUCCCAUGCAGAUUUGGCUGUGGGCGCGUACGAGUCGUCAAGUGUGUUUGUUUUCAUUACUAAUCCCCCUAUCACCAUGACUGUAGUUACCAAGACAAACCUACCCAAUGGUGGAAGUCAAAUCAUUCCAGUAAACACGACAAAAUUUACGAUUAACGUGUGCUUCGAUUACGAUGGAGAAAAUAUUCCAUCUGAUGUAGUGGCUGUGUAUGAUGUGACUGUGGAUACAGCCUUUCUGGCGAGUAGCGGGUCCAGUCAGUUACGGCUCUGCUUUAACAACUCCGAAGGACAGUGUGUGAGCAAAGUUAAGGACUCGUUCAAAGUAUUCAAAGCCCCUCCAGAGCCCCUCUGCUCAGGUGCCUCCCUCGAGGUGGUUGUCAAGGAUAAUUGGGAAAGCAUGAGGGGCCUGUUUGAGCCUGUAGUGUUUGAUGUGGAGUUUAAAGUCAACCAAUCUGAUAAUACACAAUGCAUCAAGGGUUGUCCAGUUGUCAAUACAUUCGACCCAGCCAAUGAAAAUCCAUUUGCUAAGGCACGGAAAUACUCGUAUGAAUUGGCAAGGGCGGGAUGUGGCUCGGACAAUAUCUGUCAGUCCGAUCUCAGUCUGACAGUCAGUGCUAGUAACGAUAUUGUCACUGGAUCAAAUGCGAAUUUAGACAUAGACGUGACUGUCGUUACCACCGGUGAACCCUCAUACAACACGGAAAUCAUGUUUACGUUUCAUCCAAACAUGACAUAUUCCUCAUAUGUCAAUACCCGUGGCAACAUGGUGUCCUCUGUCAGCUGUUCGCCUGUUAACGGAACCGUCAAAUGCUCUACAGAGAAACAGACGUUCCUACAGGGGGAGAAGAUCAAAUUCAAAUUAACGCUCGAUGCGAGGAGAGUGGCUCCGUUGAAUGAAAGUUUCGAACUAAAAGUAGAGGUCAAGACGGGCAGUAAGGACGUCAAUGUAGCCAACAACGUCUACACAAAGUCCAUUGAUGUGUUGACCAAAGUGAUAAACAAUUUCUACAUGGUUGCCACACCAGAGGUAUACAUCACAAAGCCAUUGGAGAAAGAUAAGCCCACGAUAGAUGUGGUACACAAUGUCCAGAUGGUGAACACUGGACCCAGCAACCUGCUGGAACCACUUACCUUUACUUUUGCCUAUCCACAGAGUCAGCAAGUCACACCGACAAAAAUGGUUUUGAAUGUGUCAGCAGCUACAGAUGAGACACAGAUUAGCUGUACUGGUUUGACAUUAACUCCAGAAGGCUUGACCAACUCAACUUUCCGAGCCUUUAGUCUCUCCAUAGACUCAAGUAGAAAUUCUCGCAGUGCAAACAAAUUUAACUGCCUAAGUGACGGAAUUUGUUCAACGGCUACUUGUUCAGUAGGAACAUUCAUGUACCAGAGUUUCAUAUCCAUCGAUAUAUCAUACGCUGUGGAUGCCAAUCUGUACAAUGUGAUCAACGACCAGGAAAGUGGCAAUUUGAAGGAUGUUCCCAUAGUAACCAAAUUCACACUGAAACCCAUCGACAAGAGCACAGUCACAAUAGAGUCUAAUACAGAUGGAAUAAGUAAUUGUACUUGUUCCGUGAUGACAAGGAUGUUGCCCAGUACACCUGUGGAGGAGGAAGUCCCAGUGUGGGCCUAUAUUGUUCCUAUCAUCAUAGCCAUCAUCAUUUUAGCAGUUGUUAUCGUCAUCCUGUGGAAGAAAGGAUUCUUUAUAAGGAAAUACAAAGUCCAGAUGGAGGAGAAGAAGGUAGAAUCUGGUGCUAAAAGCACCAAAGACAAGGAAGAAUUUGAUGAUAUAGAAAAAGCCAAUGACAUUCCAGAAAUUGUAAUAGAAAAAGAGUCCGACAAAUCGCCGCCGAUGUCUACAUUUUCAAAUACACCACCACCGUCAGAGAAAGAGCAGCUCAAGGAAAGCAUAGAGGACGAAUACGAGAAUUCCGAAUUCAAGACCAAAGGUGAACCAGAUUGGGGUGGGUUAGAUGAUCUAUUGCAUGAUUUGGAUGUUAAGGCGGGGCGGGAUUUAGGGUCAGGACCAGUGGUUGCUCCCCCCAAGGUCAAGCCCACCGGCAUGGAUUACGCAGAAGUAGAUGAAGAAGGCAACGAGGAAUCUAAACUGCUACCCAAUGAAAGCGCGGCUCCUCCUGUUAAAGCCGCUGCCGCACCGGGGGGGUUCGAUUACGACGAUAUAGAGGAUACAGAUGAGGCAACUAAAUUGAUGCCUAAAGAAGAAGAUCGGGAUAGUCCUAGCAAAAAGACUGCUGAAAAAGAUGAUAUUCCGGACUAUGCCCAAGUAGAUAAAUCUAGAAAAACAUCGGCCAAAGAACCUCUAUUAUCGUCGGAGUCGUCAGCAGCAGACGAUAUCCCUGACUAUGCUGUUGUUAACAAAGAUAAGAAAAAGGAUGAUUCCUGAAAAAAAAAACAUAGUAUUGGGAAUAUAGGGACCUACAUAGGAUUUUUUUAAUUCCAUUUUUUCUGCUUUCAUAUCAAAAAGUAUGGUUGUCUACAAAGAAUGUUACAGAGGCAUGCGUAUAGUAUAUAUUCUGUGUUGUGGUAGUGCUUUACACAUUGUGACUGGAUGGUCACAUGACUGAUCAUGUGACAUGAUUGGUCAUGUGAUGCAUGUUUCACUUUACUGUUGAAAAAAAGAAAUUCAUUGUUGUAUUUAAUGGUAUAUGAAAUAUAUCCUUUCUGUAGAUUUUGUUUCAGUGUUUCACUAGAGAUGUCCACAGGUUUUUAUACGUUAAUUGUUUUUCCAACAUAAGCUAUUUAUAAUGAUUUUUAUUUAUUAUCUUAUAUCUAAAUAUAUAGUACAUAACUAAACAGUUAUAAAGAUCAUACUUAGCUAAGACUUUAAACUUGACACAAAUUGCAAUAGUUUAAGGUGGUAUGGGACACACAAUUCAAAAAGUCAAAGUACAAUGUACAUGUACAUGUUAUCAGAAAUAUUUUAAUGAUGAACAAUAUAUUUGUUGACCAUAAUACAUUUGAAAAAUUCUUAAGAUGUGGAUUUGAAAAACUCUUAUUUCAUUUUUUUUUAAAUCCUUAGCAGUUUUUCAAAAUCACGACUUCAGCUUGCAGAUCAGAAUUGCAGAUAGAUAAAAAUUAAUGUAAAAGAUUAUAUUUUUAAUUUUUUCCUUUGAAAGAAAGUAUGUCACUAUAUUGAAGUGCCCCAUACCUUCUUAAAUUCUGUAAUUUUUGCCUUUUUAACCCUGAAUUAAAAAACACUUAAACAAAAAUUAAAUUUUUUUUUUGCUUUUUUUCACUUUGAUUUUGAACCUUGAGUGCAUUUAUUAUUUAGUGUAUUAUUACAGAUACUUUAAUUUUCGAAUCACUCACUUUUUUACGUUAUUAUAUCACAGAAACAGUGACUCUGCCCAGCUCCGAGGAAACAGGAUCGGAAAACAGGUCAGCCUGACCUUAUUAUUAUUUCCUCACCAUUAUUCACUUAUUUUCGUUCUUUGGGCUUAUCUACUGUGAUUGUCGAAAAUAUUGCAUGUGCAGCGUGUAGUUUACGAUGUUGCUUAUAUUUUUAUUUAACAACAUGUCUAAAAGUAGUUGUGACCACGUUUCUAAUAAUUCACGUAAUUGAUAGUCGAAGAAUGCUCUGGGAUUUUGUAUGGGCUGUACGAAGGGGAACUCUCCAUGGCCUUUUUUGCACUUAACAAAAGUGAUCUGCAUAGGUCUGUUUUCUAAGCUUUCAAAGUUUUGAAGAUAACUUAUCAAAAAUCAUUACAUUUAUUUUCAUUUGAUUACCGUAAUAUAAUAAUUUUGAAAAUAUAUCAAAAAAGCACUUGCUGAAAACAAAUCAGGCAUAUAAUUUAUGAAAAAAAAAUUGAAAAUUGUGUAAUUGAUAUUGAUAAAUGAUAAAUUGAAAAUUCUUUCUGAAUUAAAUUCAUGCAGAUAAGUAGACAACUACCAAUGUAGAUUUUGUCCCUUUUAUACUAACACAAUUGUUCAGAAUGGCUAUACAAGGUGUUUUUUUAAUAAAGUAUGUAUUAUAUACAGUCAUGUAUUGGUGACAUUUAUACCAGAAAUGGAUGUUUGUGAAUACAUGUAUUAAUUAAUAUCAUCUGACCACAUUAACUUGCAUGUAUAAGCUUAUUACUGAUUAAACUAUUGCAGUGACCCAGAGACGUGCGCUUAAUGGCAAAAUGGCUACUACCUGUUCUGAGUAUGUUUCAGAUUUAAAUAUUUGCACAUGGCAAUUUGCUUUUUAAACCUUAUAUCAUAAUUAGUGUUAGUAGUGACUUCAGCAUGCCUCUGUACACAGUAUUCAUUUAAGGAUUGGUAAAUUGGAAAAUACAACUCACAUUAUAUCAUAGCAUAUUUUUUUAAAGAUUUGAUUAUAUAAAGAUUAACAUUUUUUUUUAAUAUUAAUGUAAUCUAUACAUUUUCGCUAUCUGAUCAAUGUUGUAAGUUAAAACUGCCACUCUUGUUUGUUUUAAUCAUUUAUAGAUUUUUUUAAUAUGCUCAAAUGAAUUAAUUUUAUAAUUGAAAUCAUGAUGUCAUUCCCAUUUGCUUCAGAAAAAACUUUUGCUAGAAUUUUUUAUUUUCUUUUGUAUUCAGAAUCAUCAUGCUGAGAGAGAGAGAGAGAGAGAGAGAGAGAGAGAGAGAGAGAGAGAGAAUUUCAUUCAAACAAAUCACAUACUGCCAUAUCAGUUGAAGUGAUCAACUAUUUUUAUCUAAUGACCAUACUGCUGCUGCAAUUAAUUAGAAACCUCCUUUUGGUUUGGAAAGCAGACAAAGACUCUGCCUUCUGCUCUAAAUUAAGAUUUCUAAACUAUUCCCUGCUUUAUAAUUCAGCCUUUAUAGAAAUGAGUGGUGCUUAGCAUAUACUUGUGGCAAAGUGUUUAAAUGCAUUAAAGUUAUAUUAUAUUUAAUAUUUAAGAUAAGAAUUGAUAUUAGUGAUAAUUUACCAUAUCAAUUAAAUCAUUAACUGUUGAAAAAUAUUCCCCCUAACCAAUAUUAUUUCAGUUUUUAAUAUUCCGAAAUAGGCAUAAUAAUAGUACAAAUUUAUUAAUUAGUGUAAAUUAAGACAUAAUUAGAACUGUUUUAUAGUAACUAAAAAGAAUCAAUGUUAUACAUAUGUACCAAUGGUAUAAUUAAAUUAAUAUUAUAAACAUUGUGUAAACAUAAUUCAUUUAUUUUAAACUGUAUAUUAUUAACUUUUUUAGGUAACGGAAGCAUGACUCUUCCAGAUCAUGAAUAAGUAUGGCCAUCACACGAUUCAUGAGUUUUCUAAUCACAUUUUGUUGGCAUUGAUCCUGUUUCCAUGCUUCUAAUGAAAUUUAGAUUUGACCUUGAAAUUUUUCUUUUCAAAAAAAAACUAUUACGAAAAUAAAAAGAGAAAAACGUCACACCCUUUGCCACUUUGCAAAGCUUUCAGCUGUCACUCACGAUUCGGCAGGCAUUUCUACGCAAAUCUGGCAUGCAUAACCGUCCAAUCACAAUGUGAGGAAUAAUAAUGAAUCGCCCAAUUUCACUCGCCAUAUUGAAGCAAGUAUUGUAACCAAUUGAAACAAAGAAAGUUUAUCACAUUUUUUUUUCGGGAGUUGUUGAGAAUUUGAACUCCAGCUGUGUGAAUGCCCAAAUUAAUUUAACCAAGAAAGUUCAUUUGCUUAUUUGAAAAUGAUUGAGACAUGGAGUUAGUGUUUAAAAAUGUGAUGUUGUAUGAUUGAAAAAAGGUUUUAUAUAGUGUGAAUUUGCCUAAACAUUGAGCGAAUAAUUCACAGAGCGAUGGUUUUUGGUUGGCUGUUUUUUCAAGAGUGUUUUGAGUGCAUGAUGUUUUUUGUGGUCUUAUUUGGCUGUGCCAAUUCAUCAUAUUGAAACUCAAAUUUACAUUUGUUUCAGGAUAAAAGGAAUUUAUAGUUAUGCUGUAGGGAUUUAGAUUACAUUGUAAAACUUCCAUGCAAUUUUCACUGCAGAUAUUCAUUUUAAGUAUGGCUGAAAAUUUUCUUCAUCCAUAUCUUGAUGAUACUUAUUUGUUAAGUAUGUAUGUAUGUAUGUAUGUACAUGUAUAUGUAUAUCAUUUCUCAUUGCAGUUUGUGGCACUCUGUUUUUCUAAUUCUCAGAAUUUCUAUGCUAUGAAUGAUGUUUUCCUUUUUUUGCAUGUUUUUGCAAAAUUCUUGUGAAUGUAUUUUAUUUCAGUGUCAAGUUGUUUAUAUAUACCAAGUUUCAUGUAUUUACCGCCAUAUAUUGUUGCUACAAUUACCUUUCUACCGUUCAGAAAUGAGACUUUACAUCUUAUGACCAGAUAUCAGUCAAAUCUGAACCAGGACUGGUUGUGAGGAAAUCUUUACAUAUUUAAGUGAAUUCUUGUGUAUGUGGCCUGCCAUAUUUCUUAUUGAUCCUGAUGCUUUAAUUAUUCCAAGAACUUGAUAUGUAUUGAAUGAAUGUAUUAAAGUUUGUCAUAUUUAGAAGAAAAUAUUAAAAUGUACAGGAAUACUUAAUAAAAA
Magallana angulata is the source of this 8032-nucleotide messenger RNA. Its product is annotated as integrin alpha-2-like. The record is from RefSeq and is a predicted model, not a curated record. Gene Ontology annotation, molecular function: integrin binding. Gene Ontology annotation, biological process: cell-matrix adhesion; cell-cell adhesion; cell adhesion mediated by integrin. Bases 274 to 3987 code for a protein of 1237 amino acids. The transcript has 23 exons. NCBI's taxonomy places the organism in Eukaryota, Metazoa, Mollusca, Bivalvia, Ostreida, Ostreidae. Gene Ontology annotation, cellular component: integrin complex; external side of plasma membrane.